UUUCCUGAUAGAGUGCUUCAUACAAAGCUUCCUUCAUUCAAGUUCUCGUGACAACCAGAAAGGCUGUUUGAAGCUCGGGGACAAACCCCUUUUCAGGAAGCGUAGCGGCCCCAAAAUGACCAAUCUAUGCCUAUAUGUCAUCAAAGAGGAUCUAAUCUGGGUUUUCCUCCUGAAGUAAUCUUGUUCUAGUUCAGAGCUAGCUUUACAAAAGGUUUCGUUCCUAAGGAAGACGUUGAGAAGAUGGACGAAGUCAUGUUACCUGGUUUUAGGUUUCAUCCCACAGAUGAGGAGCUUGUUGGAUUCUACCUAAAGAAGAAAAUUCAGCACCGGGUUCUUCCUAUCGAGCUUAUCAAACAAGUGGAUAUAUACAAAUAUGAUCCAUGGGAUCUUCCAAAUUUGGCUCCCACAGGAGAAAAAGAGUGGUACUUUUACUGUCCAAGGGACCGUAAAUACAGGAAUAGUGCACGACCAAACCGUGUUACAGGAGCUGGUUUUUGGAAAGCCACUGGCACUGAUAGGCCGAUAUACUCAUCUGAUGGCACUAGCUGCAUUGGUUUAAAGAAGUCUUUGGUUUUCUACAGGGGAAGAGCUGCUAAAGGGAUUAAAACAGACUGGAUGAUGCACGAGUUUCGGUUGCCUUCACUCUCUCAAUCUCAAUCUCAACCAUCACCACCUAAAAAGAUCUUAGAUAAAAGCCUUCCGCCAAAUGAUGCCUGGGCUAUAUGCAGAAUCUUCAAAAAGACAAGUUCUAUGGCACAAAGAGCACUUUCACACUCAUGGGUAUCUUCAUUAUCCGAACACAAAGAAUCUGAGCUUUUCACGGAGUCUAAUCAGUUCAGCUUAGAGAACAUCUCUUGCAUGACUGACCAGCUAUGCAACAACGACUCACGGUUGGCUUCCCCCGACAGUUUUUCAGCUCUUGACAUCCCCUCAUACACACCCAUGAAUCCAACUGCUUGCAAACUCUCCCCUUUUUCAGUUCCACACACGGGUUUUCCUACUGGUUUCAUGUUUUCAACUGUGGAUAUAUCGGGACCAACCACAAAGAACACAUCUGAUGUUACUCCCAUGUUGUUCAAUCUUGACCCUGAUCUACUUGGGGAUGCAAGCAAGACUUCUGAAAAUAUGGUAUUUGGAGGCCCACAACAACAGUUCAACAACUUCUCAAUGAAGUCACCACAGGAUAGGCAAGGAAGUAUAGACACUGGUGACCAUGAUGAAGGUUUGAGGAAGAACAGUGAUCCAAUCAAUGAUAAUCACAAGUGGGCAAACGUGCGAACCAGUGGAUUCCCUUUCAGCGUACCAUCAACCGUUACUGAUGACUGGAAUCUUAAUAUGCCAUGGGAUUCUCCUACUUGUCCUAGCGAGAUGUCCACUACAUACUCUACAAAUAAGUGUUAUACUUAGUCAUUCUGCUUAAUUUCGGUCGUCUUUUGUUCGGUCUUAAUGUACAGGAUUUGAAUUUUUCUUUAUUUUCGUGUAUUUAUCAUGUAUUUACCUGUACAUGCCAGAA
This is a messenger RNA of Cynara cardunculus var. scolymus (artichoke), 1513 nucleotides long. Its product is annotated as protein FEZ-like. Gene Ontology annotation, molecular function: DNA binding. Gene Ontology annotation, biological process: regulation of DNA-templated transcription. The transcript is spliced from 3 exons. The record is from RefSeq and is a predicted model, not a curated record. NCBI's taxonomy places the organism in Eukaryota, Viridiplantae, Streptophyta, Magnoliopsida, Asterales, Asteraceae. Bases 241 to 1407 code for a protein of 388 amino acids.